Amoebophrya sp. A120 is the source of this 4154-nucleotide messenger RNA. The record is from the annotation of a GenBank genome assembly. Lineage: Eukaryota; Dinophyceae; Syndiniales; Amoebophryaceae.
AGAACUGAGAACUUCCAUCCUACUUGUCCCCAGGCUCGCGUGAGGAUAAUUACUGUAGCAGUUGUAGACCCCGAACAAGACAUAUAGCGCUUCACUUUCUUCUUUCUACUUUUCCUCGCGAUACAGAAUCGAAGAAAACAAAGCAUGGCGUCAACCACUUCGGCGGCCGCUGGCGGCACGCAAGAUGCCAUGUGUGUUCAGCUAACAAACGACAGCUCCAUCGUGUCCAAGGCCUCCACCGUGCGCUUCGGGUAUUUCAAAGAUCCCUGGGUUGAGUACUUCGCGUUCGAGGAAGUAGGGGCAGCAACGCGGCCGGCGAAGGCGGCCUCACCCCCCGGUGUCGUGUCUACUCCGGAGAAUCGCGGGACGCAAAGAGGCAGCAAACGCAGUACGCAGCACAAACGUAGUAGCGCAAAUAAACCGAGGCCCGAUAUUACGGACAAAGAUGCCGAAGCGGAGGAAGGGUCAAGAAAAGAGCAAAACAAGGAAGGAGGCCUGGAUUCGUGGGAACCUUCAAGCGGCAGCAGCCCGCGCACCGAAGACAAGCGCUCGGCGGGAGUAGCGCGUCGCCAGUGCCCGGCAGCUGGAGCUGCAUCCUCGUCUCCGACCACGAAGAAUAGAACCGAAACGCCUACUGGAACCUCAAGCCACGACCUGGUGGCCCCCGGCGCGGAACAAAAAGCGCUCGUCGUACCGAAGGGCAAACAAGCCACCGCGUCGUCCGUCCCGAAGGCACCCAACCUGACUGGCGCACAAAGCAUCAAACGGCGGGCACCGCUGAUCCACCGAGGCUACGCGAUCCGGUACGAGCUUGUGGAGCGCACGGUGCGCAGGUUUAUCGACUUUUACCCGGACACGUAUCAUUUGUAAAAACGUCCCCACCCCAGAGUCAAGCUGGGGAUUCUGCAACACAAACCUCGAAGUUUUGGGAGCCACGCAUGACAAGUUGCAGGCUGUAGUGUAAUGCAGUUUAGCAAGGGAAGCCGCAUAGCAAAUCCAUCUCCCGACCCUGUUUACAGCAUUACAAGUUCCAAAAUACGCUGGGAAAUGCCUCUCAUGGGGAUGCGCAUUACAAAUGCUCCUGCGCAUGCAGAUCUGCAUGACAACUCUGGGGUUGGAUGUGGGCGUGAAACUGUUGGCAAAAGGACUAAGUGUUGGCGCGAAAAGUAAGGCUGGUUGUGAGACAAGUAUGGUUGGUUGCGAAUCUCCAGGUAGUUUAUGCGUGAUCCCAGGUUUUCCGACUGAGCACUGUUUUGCAUGCGUCAGGAAAACCGCCUUGGGUGCUGUUGCACUUGAGGACGUGUUAUAUGUCUCGGGCGCACGUACAUACUAGCCUGCAGGGACGGCGGAGCCGGAAAAAAAUUGCGAAUAAGUGAGGAGUAUGGCAGGUUGCGAAAAGUUGGUUAGCGGCCGGGAGAUGAUGGUGAUGGCACUUCGGUGUCCGCCUGACCUACCCCCCCUGCGUGUCAAGCCAUCUGCGGCCUGGGGCAGAGGGGGGGGCAAAGUGUGCUGCAAUUCCUUUAGCAUGACAACUCUGGGGUGGGGAUGUUUUUACACAGGAUAACACGGCAACGCAGAUCAUCGUUCUCGGGGCAGGGUUCGACACACUGUACUGGCGGUUGCACCACCGAAACACAGACAGCACCAGCACCGAGGCAGAUAUAACAACCUUCCCAAAGAACUACGACCGAACUCGGAUUGGUGCGUUCGUUGAGCUGGAUUUUCCGGACCUCCUCACGCGCAAAAAAGAGAUUAUGGCUCGGAACGCCCACGCGUUUCCGCCUCCAGAGCACGAUAACGCAAGAACAAGCGCGGAUCAUGACCCUCCAUCCCCCCCAAAAGCAGGCCCCCGCCCCUGCGCCCAACUACUGCUUGGCUGCGACCUCACCGAUCGGCAGGAGGUGCGCAGGCGGUUGGCGCCGUUCGCCGCCGCAAACCGGCCGACAUUGGUGCUCGCCGAGGUGGUGCUGUGCUACUUGCCGACCGACGAGGCCGACGCGGUCGUGCGCACCGUAGGCAAGAUCUUCGCGGAGAGCUCCGCGCCCCACACGGUUCUGUCCUACGAGCAGGUGCUGCCGCACACGAAUUUUGGGCUCGUGAUGGACGCGCACUUCCGCAAGCGAGGAAGCCCGCUGUUUGCCUACCACCGGUACCCGACCCCGGUGGCCCAGGCCGAGCGCUUUCUGCACCAAGGGCUGCAAUUCGCCGGUUGCCGAACGCUGCUGGAGUUUCUGUACGACGCGGAAAAUAGAGACGUGCUGGAACGGUGGAAAACAAUCGAACCCUUCGACGAAUUUGAAGAGUGGCACGCAAAGCUCCAGCACUACGUGCUCAUUGCCGGCGGGAACGACCGGUCUGCGCUCGCGAGAAUCAUGCUGAACCAAGGAACAGCAGCAGCUAGUGGUCCUAGCAACGAAGUAGAAACGAAACCGACGUGUUGGAAACGAUUGCGAGAUGUACAAGCCGAGCAGUCCUUGUCCUCCAUCUCGGUCUCCCGUGCGAGCGGACGCGCGUUCCCCUGCUCCUUGGGAGCGCGGUACGGCUCCGCGGUGUGGUUCGAUCGGCAGAGGAAAGCUUUCUGCUUGCAUGGCGGUUUCGGCAAGACUGCAGCGGGUAAUCACCAGCGACUGAACAGUGUGGCAAUGGUGUGUGUGGCGGAGGAUCAUAGUGGUUGCACUACUAGUAGCGCAGGUGUGUUAUUUCCCCACCAGGACACGACGGUUAGUGUUUUGCACAGUGGCGGGAGUGCUGCUCCCUCUCAUAAAAAUCCGGCGCCGGGUGCGGCAGCGAUGGCCUGCCCCAUGGGAGCGAGCGCGGUGGUGCUAGACGACUUCGCAUCUCCGGCGGGCUCUGCAACGUCCUCGAAUAAAGUGCUAGUACUUGGAGGCCGCACUAGUCCGUGGAAGCCGUCGCUUCAGCACCAGGGAACAACGAAAACGUCAAGGAGAGUCAUGGCGCAACAACUUCUCAGCAUCCACGAAACCGACGACGGGAAAAACAACUUUGUUGCCUGCAGUGACGAUGCGGCUCUACUACAGCCUUGUGCUCUCGAGGAUCCCCCGCCCACCGCGGCGGAAAAUGAGCCCCGCUUUGCCACCGAGGCCGAGGGUCCACCAGGUAUCUAUCGCCACGCCACGCUGGUUCGGCGGAGGGGCAGUUGCGAACAAGAUAAUCUGUCUUCUUCGACUCGGCACGAAGUUUUUGUGUUCGGUGGCAGGGGCGAGCACGGGGCGGCAUCAAACGAGAUCUGGCGUGGGAGAAUCGAAAAUCGACCCGGGGUAGUAGCUGUAUCUUCCGACACGGCAAGAUCCUCCAACGAAAAGGAGGAGGAAAACACAGGAGAACUGGGAACAACGACGAACACUUUCAUCCAAUGGCGGAAGCUUCCGUUCACGCUUCCGACCGCGCGGCACAGUCUCUCCUGCUGCUGGGGCCCAAACGGAGGGGCGUACCUGUUUGGUGGCCUGGACGGAGCGGAAAACUGGCUCGGUGAAGUGUUGUUUAUUCCGGAUGAGGCACUGGGAAUGGAUAUGGAAAGGAUAGAACAAGACGUCACAAGCUCUAGUUCAGCCUCUUUUAGCCCGGUGCAAAUCUUGAGCGAUUCCUUGAUGACGGCUGCGCGUGAACAGCUUUGCAAUGACGCCGGGACGAUGGUACCCCCGCCCUCGGUCCUUGCCGGGAUUUACGGCUGUCCUGUCCUACCCUGCGAGAGGCGAAAUGCGCCGUCGCGGGAGAGCAGCCAAGCGGACGGCAUCCCGCCAGAUAAUGAUAAAUCAGGGAGGAGGACCUCCUCUGGCGCACUGAUUGUGGGCGACUGCUUGGUGUCAAAGAGCGAGAACAGCAGUGCUGAAAUUCCCCUGUUCUUUUUUUCUUUCGAACAGUGCGAAAUCACGGACAUCAUCACCUUGCAGAUCGAUGAAAAAAGCCAGAAUUCUACCAAGCUUCAACCCGACUGUAACUUUCUCUGCAUGCACCACUCCGCGAGCUUGGAUGGAGGGAAGUUGCACCUGGUCGGCGGGGGCGGAAACUUGUUCAGCUUUGGCACGCACCUGAACCACGUCCGGCUGCAGGCAGAUUUGGGCGUUUUGGGAUAUUAUUCCGAAUAAAUGCACCAGAAAACUCGAAUAAUUUUUGGGAAUAAAGAAGAGAAAAAA